AUGAGUUUGCCACUAAACCCAAAACUAGUCCUUAUCUUUAAUGGCCUUACUGAUAAGCCAGUAAUGGUGAAACUGAAGUGGAGCAUGGAAUGCAAGGGAUACCUGGUCUCUGUGGAUGGCUACAUGAACAUGCAGCGUGCCAAUACAGAACAGUAUUUUGAUGGGGCAUUGUCUAGGCUUCUUGGAGAAGUUCUAAUAAGCUGUAAUAAUGUAUUGUAUAUACAGUAUGAGGAGUAG
Messenger RNA from Rana temporaria (common frog), 237 nucleotides. RefSeq names its product small nuclear ribonucleoprotein F-like. NCBI's taxonomy places the organism in Eukaryota, Metazoa, Chordata, Amphibia, Anura, Ranidae. Gene Ontology annotation, biological process: mRNA splicing, via spliceosome; spliceosomal snRNP assembly. Gene Ontology annotation, molecular function: RNA binding. The record is from RefSeq and is a predicted model, not a curated record. Bases 1 to 237 code for a protein of 78 amino acids. Gene Ontology annotation, cellular component: catalytic step 2 spliceosome; U1 snRNP. The transcript has a single exon.